Magnolia sinica is the source of this 1768-nucleotide messenger RNA. Its product is annotated as transcription factor bHLH18-like. Gene Ontology annotation, molecular function: protein dimerization activity. The transcript has 5 exons. Bases 211 to 1314 code for a protein of 367 amino acids. The record is from RefSeq and is a predicted model, not a curated record. NCBI's taxonomy places the organism in Eukaryota, Viridiplantae, Streptophyta, Magnoliopsida, Magnoliales, Magnoliaceae.
AGUUUGAGGGGGAGGAAGGAAGGGACUUUUCACACGUGCCUAUGAUCUCUUAGACAUUAUUGACUGCAGGAGGAGAAGCUUCCUUUUGUUUCUUUAGAAAUAGGAGAUUGAGAAUUUUCAAUUUAGAAAGGUGAGAAGAGAGAGAUAGAGAGAGAUUCUCCUUUCUUCUUCCUUUUUUCUUCUCAGUAUCUACACAACCCAAUUGCAUCAAUGGAAAUCUCAUCAGCCGGAUGGUUUUCCGAAAUGGGAAUAGAAGAACCCACAUUCAUCCAUCAGUCAGACAUGAAUUCUCUAGAUCAUCUUACAACACAACAACUAGCAAAUGCACUUGGAGAGAACUUCCACCCCUCAUUCUCUUCAGAAAGCUAUCAAUCCUACCCACCCUUCACCCCACGAAACAACACCACCUUCAGCUGUUCUUCAAUGGAGGCUUCUCAGGCAGGCCCUGAUAGGCCCAUGAAGCAGCUAAGGACCAACAGCUGGAAUUCCCGCACGACCGCUGACCAACACGUAUCAACCCCAGAGGCUUCUCCUCCUCCCAACCUACUUUCCUUCUGCAAUCAGGGCUCACCCAGCAAUCAUCAACAGAUGUAUGGCAAUCUUGUAAGCGGGCCACAGGUGAAGCCGAAGGAUGAGACGGCAUCUCCAAGAACUUCGACGGUCCCCACUGAUAUCUUGAUUUCACAAGGUUCAUUCCUAAAUCAAAGCUACGGAUCCAUUGCCAGCCAGGGACAGAAGAGGGUGAGCAUUGGAGCAGCUAAGCCACCUUCACAUACUCAAGAUCACAUAAUAGCGGAGAGGAAGCGUAGAGAGAAGCUUAGCCAACGAUUCAUUGCUCUAUCGGCAAUUGUUCCUGGCCUAAAGAAGAUGGACAAAGCUUCUGUUCUUGGAGAUGCGAUCAAGUACGUGAAACAGCUGCAAGAUCGAUUGAAGACAUUGGAGGAUCAAACCGUGAAGAAGACGGUGGAGUCGGUUGUCUUCGUCAAGAAAUCCCAGCUCUCCGGCGACGAUGACCUCUCUUCGUCUGAUGAGAACUUUGAAGGGCUGGCCGAUGAGCCGCUCCCGGAGAUUGAAGCGAGGGUGUCUGACAAGAACAUACUCAUAAGAAUCCACUGCGAGAAACGGAAAGGGACGCUCGUGAAUACGCUUGCAGAGAUUGAGAAGCUCCACCUUUCCGUCGUUAAUACGUGCGUCAUGCCGUUUGUGAAUUCUGCUCUCGAUAUAACGGUGAUUGCUCAGAUGGAGGAAGAUUACUGCAUGACGACAAAGGAUCUCGUGAGGAAUCUUCGCUCUGCUUUCAGCAAAUUCAUGUGAAAAAACAAAAAUCAACACACGUGUUCUUGGAUAGAAGAAAAACAAGGUGGUAGUUUUUCUUCGCUAACUCUCUCUCUCUCUCUCUCUCUCUCUCUCUAGCUUCCAGAGACUAGGAAUAAUGGUUGGUAGAUUUAAUUUACAGUUUUUAUAAAUAUAUAUGUAUUUCUUUUCUUUUUCUUUUUUUUCCUCAUUUCUGUAAAACCAAAUCCUGAAAAUCUCAUUCUCUUCUAAGACAGCCAUUAUCUCCUGUUUGCUACAUGGAUCAUCUCUGUCUUUUUGCAGGGUUUUUUGUCUUUUUUGCAUGGUUGACUUUGACCAUGUUCUUCUUUUACCACCCUAUUUCUAUGAAUGGUGAUCAAAACCAGUGGCUGUUUCUCUCAUUUUUUGGGUGUUUUGAUUGUUGAAAAAAAAAUAUACAUUUUUUUUGUCUUUUUCUUCCUUGAUAGAGAAAAGU